This is a messenger RNA of Dichomitus squalens LYAD-421 SS1, 851 nucleotides long. RefSeq lists its product as uncharacterized. The transcript has 2 exons. The record is from RefSeq and is a predicted model, not a curated record. Lineage: Eukaryota; Fungi; Basidiomycota; Agaricomycetes; Polyporales; Polyporaceae. Bases 65 to 736 code for a protein of 223 amino acids.
CUACCUCGACGAUCCGCCGCCGCGUGGCCUUUGGAGGCUGUCUAUAAAAGGAGGGCAUUCCACCAUGAGUGCUCCUUCACGAGCGCAUUCCCAUCACCCAGAGAUGCUAGGAGUUGGACCCGUCGAAUGGGACUCGGAGACCGAGCGAGCCCACCGUCGCUACCAGCGCAAGGCCUCGACCAUCCAUGGCUGGGUUGUCAAGAUGCGUGGGACGCUCUUCGGCAGCGAGUCCACCCGCCGCGCCGGCAUCCGCGAGAUGCGCGAGGCCGCCGCGAUUCGCAGAUACAAGAAAGAGCAUCCUGAGCAGUUCCGCGGCCGCGCCAAGGGCGGCAGCGUCUUCUGGAUCUUCCCCAGACGGAGCACUCGCUCACGCUCGCACAGACGUCACGACCACCGCGAUGACCGACACCAUCGCUCACAUAGUCGCCGCGACGACAGACACCGCGACCGCCGCGACCAUCGCGAGAGGCCGAAUGCUUACUAUGGCGAGCGUGAUCAUGGUCCGUGCUUGCACUUCCACCACCGUGUCAAGCCCCACCAUCACGGCCACGGUACAUACCUAGCCGGCAUCCUGACUGGAAACCACCAUCUACGGGAGAAGGGGAGGGAGUUGAAGGAACGCGCUGCCAAAGAGCGUAGGAGGGAACGGCGCAGGAGAAAGCGACAGCGGAGAGACGAAGCCUUGGCUCUCAAAUAUGAUGCUGUUGCGGGCAAGAACCGUUGGUGGCAUAGGUGACCGGCUGGGCAUGAGACGAUGAAACAACAACUCUGUGACGACGAUAUGCGCUAAGUUAUGACAUGGUGUUGUUUGUAUGCUCAGAUGUUGUUGUACGAUACCCUUCGCUAUGUGG